This is a messenger RNA of Chrysoperla carnea, 7864 nucleotides long. RefSeq names its product nipped-B-like protein A (gene Nipped-B). Gene Ontology annotation, biological process: regulation of gene expression; replication-born double-strand break repair via sister chromatid exchange; establishment of protein localization to chromatin. The record is from RefSeq and is a predicted model, not a curated record. Gene Ontology annotation, cellular component: Scc2-Scc4 cohesin loading complex. Lineage: Eukaryota; Metazoa; Arthropoda; Insecta; Neuroptera; Chrysopidae. Gene Ontology annotation, molecular function: chromatin binding. The transcript is spliced from 19 exons. Bases 274 to 7623 code for a protein of 2449 amino acids.
AUUCUGUAUAAUGUUCAAUAAAUACUGAGUUUUUAAUGUCAAAACAAUUUUUAGUAUUGAAAAAUGCUGAUAACAGGUAAUUUGUGCAAAGUUUUUGUGUCUAUAUAAUUGAAAAAAAAAUAAAACAAACUGAAACUGAAAACUACUUGUUACGAAUACGCUACAAAAUUUAUACAAAUCAACGUUAUGGGAUUCGUGAGUAAGUUGUGAUUGUGGAUGAACUCAGGCGACGCCAUGGUUCGACAGAGCCUUGUGCAUCGGUAGUGUUUGACCAUGGAUCGAGAGAUUCCGAGCGUUCCGAUCACUACCUUGGCAGGGGUCGCUAGUUUAACUGACCUUCUUCCUGAAAUGCCUCUGCCAUCUCCAUUGCUGCAGACAUUAAGCAACAAAUCUCUGUUGUUUCAUCCGCGUGUCGCGGAAGAAGCGCAGAAUUUGCUGGGUACACGGGAGCACGCUCUGAUACCUCAACUUGUACAUUCUUUGUUGCAAUCAUCCACGGAUUAUAUAGAAUUAAAAGAUCAUUACGCCAGUACGGAACAGCAUGUGGACCAGCAACAGUGUAAACCUGAAUUGUUACAAGCAAUUUUAGAAAAAAAUCCAAACGUAUUUAAUUAUGGACCUCAGGCAAAUGCAAUACGUGCUCAACAGCAACAGCAACAAAUUCCGCUGACCCCAGUUUGGAAUCAUCCAAAUGUAAUGAUAGGAAGUGCUGCAGGUGGUGGUAGAAGUGUAAUAAAUGAUACAAAUUAUUUAUCAACAAAUUCAUCAUCAACAUCACAACCGCAAACAGCAAGCCAAUCAUCAUCAGAGACAUCUGGUGGUGUGAGUCAAUUAUCACCACAAACGCAAUGUGGACCAAAUCGGCAUACACCACAAGGUAGUCCAGCAAGUCCAGCAUCAGCACGUCUUCCACUUGUUGUACCAACAGUAGUACCUCAUUCAAACUCAUCGCAGCAAUCAGCGCAGCAAUCGACGUCAUCGUCCACGUCAGCGUCAUCUCAUCGACCGUCAGUUAUAACCGAACAACAAGUUUACCAUCAUAAUAACACCAAUAAUACAACACCAAGCUCAGAGCAGCAACAACAAACACCAACUUCUGCGUCACCUAGUUCUAUAGUCCAGAGUAGUUAUGGGCAUCAUCAUCAGAACAUAGCAACACCUCCAACUCCAUUAGUGUCUUCUUCACGUAAUCAAUUAAUAAAUUGUACAAAUGACCAAGUGCCGACGCCGACAACGUUAUUACAUCAUCCGCCAUCAAUUGAUUCAUCAUAUUUGUCUGGUACACAAACAUCGUCUUCAUCGUGUUCAUCAACAGAGACGCUUGGUUUCACAACACCAGGUGUAACAACACAAAAUACAACGAUUGUUGAUGGUAGCCACCAUCAACAGAGUGUACCAGGUAAUCAUCCAGAUUACACGUCAUUUCAUCAUAAUUCAUCGCAAAUGGCAUCAUCCUCAUCGACAUCUAGUGCAACUAAUAAUAAUUUAGAACAAGAUUUUGAACAAGUGUUGCCAGUGCAACGAAUACAAACUGUUAACGCAUUGUAUGCAACGUCAGAGACAAAUCGAGUGCCUUUAAAUAAUCCACCACAAGCCAGUUCAACGGAUACGUCUAUCAUAAAAGCACCCCAACACAAUACACCAUACAGUGUGGGUUGUUUUACUCAACAAAAUCCAACCCUACAGACACAAACGAGCAGUGCUUCACAUGACCUGGUGAAUAGUAAUCAUGUGACGACGACGUCCAAUCCCACAUACCCAACAUACUUUAAUAAUACUAGUGCUAUCGAUAAUAAUACAGUGUCACGACGUCCUAACACCAGUGCGAUUAGUACGACAUCCGCGUCUGCGUCAGCGAUUAGUACGGUCGGUGGUGCGAUCAGUUCGAAUGUUAGUGAGCGUGAGACACGACAGGAUCAUGUGAUUAAACCAAUGAAUAUUCGAGGACCAUCACCAGCACAAGCUAGUGAUGCACCAGCAGCCCCUUCGACACCUAUCUCAUUUUCAACUGGUGAACAAUCGUUUACAAGUAAUAAACCGUCUACGGCUGUCAGUAUGCCUCAACCAGUUGUCCGACUUAAUCGUAUCACUCAAGAGGAUCAGGCGCUAAUGCAGCGAAGUUUAAGUGAGUUCGCUGAAAAUCGACCGCAACUUGCUAGUAAAUUAGGAAUAACAACAUCGAAUCAGGGUACAGAUGAAUCCGACCAAGAAGAUGUUUCAUUCGAACCAAAAACAACACGACGAGGGACUAAACGGAUUACGGACGAUAGUAAAGAUGAUCUGGGUACACCACAGCAAACAGAUUCAUUUACGUCCCUAAUCAAUGUACGAAAACGCAAAGUAAAUGCUAUCAAAGAACCCGAAACACCUACAUUUGAAGUAUCAAAACCAAAAUUACGAAAGGUUGAACGAAGGUUCGUUCCCGUUCUAGAAAAAUUAUCGAUUGAAGAAUUAAUGGAAACAAAUACUUAUGUACGAUUUAGUCGAUCAAUCGACAACGUUUUGAAAAAUGUUGAUGAAACAUAUUUUGAACGGCGCAACGAUGACGAUGUUAUGUUAUCAGAAGAACCAUUAAUAUCCCGAUAUCAACUCCAAGAAGUAUGCAGUGAGGCAGCCAAACUGAAAACCCUCGGUGCUAUGCAUAUGAUACCAGCUGAUCGUCUUGUACGAUUAUUAAAUCUACUCGAACACAGCAUACGUGGCGGAGAUCGAAUAUCUCCAUUAACCGAUCCCGACGAUAAUGAAGAUAUACGACAAAUGUGGAUGGAAACAGCAAUGGAACGGGUUAUGAGCGCUGUAGAUGCUUCUCUAACCUGUAUGUACGUGAUGACAUCACCAAAUAUGUCUAAACGUGUUUACCUGGAGGAUACAAUCGAUCGUGUUAUCCUAUUUAUAAAGUAUCAAUUACACAACACGAUAUUUCCAUCGUUUGAUUCGGUGUAUCGAGUCACUAGCAAGAAGAAGGUUGAUAAUCGUAAACGUAAUAGUCGACAGCAUACGAGUACACAAGUUCGUGAGAAAAGUAUUGUCCAAUUGUAUAAUAAAAUUCAUGAACUUGUUGCUUUACUUGCGGAAUUAUUACAACUUCAAACGUUAACCGAUACGACGGUGCUACAUGCGUCGUCUAUGGGUGUUGCACCAUUUUUCGUUGAUAAUGUUAGCGAAUUACAAUUAUCGUGUUUAAAAUUAGUAACAACAAUAUUCACCAGAUACGAGAAUCAUCGACGAUUAUUAUUAGACGAUAUUCUUUCAUCGAUAGCACGAUUACCAAGCAGUAAGCGAGGUCUUCGUUCAUAUCGAUUACUGAGUGAUACAGAAGAAUAUAUCCAAAUGUUAACCGCCUUAGUUUUACAAUUAAUUCAAUGUGUCGUCGCAUUACCUGAAACACUUUCCUACGACAAAGAUAAAAUUCCAAACGAUAGUGGUCCAGGUGCUGGAGGAGGAAGUACAAAAACAAUUGACAAAGAUAUUUUAAUACAUAAUAAAUACGAGACAGCAAAAACCACGGCUGGAACAUUUUUAACAGUGUUCCUUGGUAAAUGUGGUAAUAAAAAUGAGGAUAUUGAUUAUCGUCCAUUAUUCGAGAAUUUUGUCCAGGAUUUAUUAACGACGGUAAAUAAACCUGAAUGGCCCGCUUCGGAGAUGUUACUCAGUCUUUUAGGUACAAUGUUAGUUUAUAAUUUUACAAAUAAAACGCAGGAUCAGGCCUUACGUGUUGCGUCACUUGAUUAUCUUGGUGUAAUCGCGGCAAGAAUACGUAAAGAUGCUGUAACAUCUUCUUGUAAAUUAGAAACAAUUGAUCAAAUGAUUAAAGAUAUUAAAAAUGAAGAGAUCAAAGAUGGUGAUGAAGAUAAUGCUUCAUCUAAAUCGAAACAACAAACAAUAAAAUUUAAUAGUCCCGAAGAGGAGCGUACCCAUUUUUUACAACGGGUUUUAUUGGAUUAUCUAGCUGUGAACGGACAAAAAGAUCAAGCUCAUCGUUACGCUCGCCAUUUUUAUUUAGUUCAAUGGUUUCGUGAUGCUAUUUCUGAGAAGAAAACAAUUGCAAAUCAGGGUAAUAAACAAUCGGAUAAAACAAAUAGCAAAUCGAAGAAGUCAAAACAAGCUAGUGAUGAUUCUGGGUCUGAUUCCGAAAUGGAUGAACCUUUAAAUCGAUUAGCGAACAAUACAACGGAUCAAAAUGAACUUUAUCGUAUGAUCGAGGAACGAAAAAAGUUUUAUAUCAGUAAAAUUCGUCCAUUUCAAGAUAACUUAUCAGCGGGUAAUCGUGUACAAGUACUACAAACGUACAUCGAUUAUAAAAGUGCCGAAUUAAUUUCACAAUAUUUAGCAUCAAAACGCUCGUUCUCGCAGAGUUUCGAUCAAUUUUUAAAGCAUAUUUUAAUCGUGUUACGUGAAACAUCGAUUGCAAUCCGUACGAAAGCAAUCAAAUGUUUAACAAUGAUUGUUGAAGCGGAUUCAUCGGUUUUGGCACGAUCUGAUAUGCAAAUUGGUGUGAAACAUUCAUUGCUCGAUAUUUCAACGUCCGUACGAGAGGCAGCUGUUGAUCUAGUUGGUAAAUUUGUUCUAAGUCGUCCAGAAUUAAUCGAUAAAUAUUAUAAUAUGUUGUUAGCACGUAUCUUGGAUACGGGUGUUAGUGUGCGUAAGCGUGUUAUCAAGAUAUUAAAAGAUAUUUGUAUCGAAUGUCCUCAAUUUCAUAAGAUACCUGAGAUUUGUGUUAAAAUGAUACGACGGGUCAACGAUGAAGAAGGUAUCAAGAAGCUAGUAAUGGAAGUCUUUCAAAACAUGUGGUUUACUCCGACCCCAGAACGACAGGCAUUCGAUUCGGAUAUUUUAUUACGUAAAGUUAUGAAUAUUAUUGAUGUAGUCGCUUCCUCGAAAGAUAUGGGAAUGGAAUGGUUUGAAAUGUUGUUAAUAUCGUUGUUUAAACCGCGCGAGGAUAAAGAUGAUUCAACGAAAGUUGUAUCCGAACCACCAAAGUCACUGUUGACAGCAUGUCGACAGAUUGUUGAUUGUUUAAUUGAGAAUGUGUUACGACUGGAGGAAGGCGGUCAAGGCCAGGAAGGUGGACAAGCUGGUGUUGAACGUUUAGUCGCAUGUUUAAUUACUCUAUAUUUAUUUGCCAAAAUACGUCCACAAUUGUUGGUUAAACAUGCCAGUACUCUACAGCCGUAUUUAAGUUACAAAUGUCAAACAAAACUUGAUCAUCAAAUAGUGAGUUAUGUGGCUCAAACAUUAGAAUUAGUUGUACCAUUGAUAAUACAUCCGUCAGAGACAUUCUUAGCACAAUUAGAAGAGGAUGCAAUCAAAUUAAUAGUACAAAGUGAUCGAGCUGUUGUUGCAAGUUGUAUCGCAUGUUUAAGUUCAAUUGUGAACAAUGUUACCAGAAAUUUUAAAUUAAUACGUGAUUGUUUUUAUAAAUAUUAUGGUAAUUUAGGUAACUAUAAACAAUUAAUAGAAAAGGAUCCAACGUUAAUCAAUCAGGAGAAAUAUAAACCAACGGUUCGACGAUCCAUGUACACCGUUGGUCUUCUAUUACGACAUUUUGAUUUCACUGAUAAGGAUGUUAUACGGGAUUUACCUAGUGAUAUUAAAGAUCAAGUAUUUAAUAUGUUAACGUUUUAUCUUAAUUUAAACGAUAAAAAUAUUCAAGCGAAUACAUUAAUGGCGAUUGGUGCAGUAUGUGUCCGCCAUUAUGAUUUUAUGCUUUUAGACAGUUUAAAACAAUUUUAUCAUAGUAUGUUAGUCAAUACAAAUUCACCGUUAGAAAUGAAGAUUGAAGUGUUACGUAAUAUUGAAACAUAUUUACUGGCGGAAGAGAUGCGUAUGAUUAAACAAGAUCAAGAAUGGGCGAAACGUUCAAAGGAUGAAAAUCUAAAGGAAAUGGGUGAUGUGUCAUCGGGAAUGGCCAGUACAGUUAUUCAAUUGUAUUUAAAAGAAAUUUUACAAUCGUUUAUACAUCCUAAUAUUGUUGUACGACACACAGCCAUGCGAGUUAUACAUUUGAUCUUGCAACAAGGUCUUGUACAUCCUGUUCAGAUUGUACCAUAUUUGAUAAGUAUGAGCACCGAUGAAGAGAAAAUCGUAUCGCAUUGUGCGGAUAAACAGCUACAAGAUAUUGAGAAAAAGUAUCCAGGUUUUAUACACAUGAAAUCACAAUAUGGUAUUCGUUUAUCGAAUCAAUUACAGCGUAUCAUACAAACGGAUGAAAUUGUACGUGGCUAUCGUAUUAAAGAACAAGGAGAACCACCCACAGCAUUAAAUGGUUUUCUUUAUUCAAUAUUACGUAAUACAAAGCAACAACGGCGUGCAAUUGUUUUAUCUAUUUUAAAACAAUUUGAUGAACAUAAUAGAACAACGUUAUCAUAUAUGCUGUAUUUAGCUGAUAAUUUAGCAUAUUUUCCGUUUCAAGUACAGGACGAGCCAUUAUUUAUAAUUCAUCAUAUUGAUAUUAUGAUUUCAGUCUCAGGGACAAAUUUACUACAAUCUUUUAGAGAGGCCUUAUUACCGAUAAAUGGUUUUCAACAACCAUCAUUACAACAAAAUCUCCAAGAACUCCAAUUUCUAAAUCAACAGAACGAAUCAUCUGAGAAUAAUGAUUCAACACAAUUGCCAUCACAAGAGAAUCAUUCAACGGAUUCUGUAUCAUCGUCACUGUUGAUACCGCCGUCCUAUUCACAGAUAGCUCCAUCAAUUGCUGCUUCAACACAAAUCAUUGAUGAUUUCGAUGAAGAGGAUGAAGCUGAUAUUCUAGCACGAUUACCAGAAGAUACACAACCCUUACAGAGUUGUAUAACGGCGGCACAAGGAUGUCUGCUACUCCUGGUUCUAAAACAACAUCUAAAAGAUACUUAUGGUAUUAGUGAUAGUAAAAUUUUACAAUAUUCACCAACGGAGACAGCAAAAGUAUAUGAAAAAGCAGUGACCAGAAAAGCAAAUUCAAUAUUUAAUCCAAAAGCGACGCUAACACGACUAAAACAAGGCACACCACCACCCGUUCUGGAUGAAGUGGGACGUAAAGAUUUAGUCAGUCAAUAUGUAGACUUUAAACAAUUAAUGUUAAAACUGGACCCAGACGAUGAUGAAGACGAAGAUAACGCGAAUAAUAAGUCGACAUCAACAAAUCCCCAAAGUCGUUUGGUUGGUAACCCAGUUAAUGCAGUUAACAACACAACUGGUAACGCAACAAACCCCACAGCGACCAGUCAGACCAGUGGCCAGACAACGUAUCCAUCAACACAGAAUCAAAGUGGACAAAUAUCAACGGAUCUAUCUACAUCUCAGACUAGUGAAUCAUCACCCAAUAAAUCCUUUCAAUCCGCGUACAAUUCAUCCUCACAGCUGCAAGUACAAGAGAAGGAUCCAUUGGGUGGUAUUCCAGAUACACCUGUUAUUAAUUUAACAAAAGACAGUCCGCCACGUGUUCCAAAAUUAGUGAUAUCAAAUCGACGGCCAAUAACGACCGUUGAUUUAACCUCCGAUAACAAUACAAGAAAUCGAUCACGAUCGCAUCGUGCAUCUGAAAAAUCGAAAAAAUCGCGAACAAAACGAAAACGGAAAAAAAUAUUAACAUCCUCAGGCUCAGAUUCCGAUGACUUCAGUGAUCCAGACUUUUUAGCGUAACAACUGAUUUAAUACCAUUCAGUAGGUGAUUUAUUUUUGUUAUUGAGACACAAACUCAACUUGAAUAAUAUACAGUGUGUGUAAGGAACGUGUGUGACAAAAACAUAAUAAUUUAAUAAAUAAAAAAAAAAAAAACACUAUCAGCUUUUAUUUAGAGUACAGUGUGAAUAAAGAAUACAAAUAAACUUCUAAAAAAAAAUUCUUUAGUGCUGCGUCUGCGUGAGUGAUUUAUAUAAAAAAG